Messenger RNA from Notolabrus celidotus (New Zealand spotty), 2000 nucleotides. RefSeq names its product E3 SUMO-protein ligase KIAA1586-like. The coding region runs from base 174 to 2000 and encodes 608 amino acids. NCBI's taxonomy places the organism in Eukaryota, Metazoa, Chordata, Actinopteri, Labriformes, Labridae. The record is from RefSeq and is a predicted model, not a curated record. The transcript has 3 exons. Gene Ontology annotation, molecular function: protein dimerization activity.
AUAUCCCCGAUGAUGACACAGAUGAGGGUUCCUGGCCAGCCUUGUGGUCUGAAAGCCAGGCUAGGGAAUUUAAAAACAGGCAUCCUUGGUUGGAGUGGAGGGAAAGAAAGUUAGGUUGUGCUCUUUGCAACUCUACAAAAUCAACUGCUGUCCUCACAGAAGAACGAGUGUCCAUGUCUGAGGAGUGGGUGCAGUUUAAGAUCCAGGCCUCGGGUUCAAGCAGAUCAACAUCUCUGGCCUCUUUGAGAAACAAGAUUAGACGACAUGAGGUAUCCAGAGCACACAAAAUAGCCCAGGAGCUCAUUGAGAAGGGUGAACAGGAUUUAGUCGGAAAUAUGGUGAAAGCCUUGUCAGAGACUGUGUUUGCAGAGACAGAUUCUGUAUUCAGAACAGCAUACUAUCUUGCAAAGAUGAGCCGACCCUUUACUGAUCAUGAGAGUCUCAUUGAACUUCAGGAAAAAAAUGGUGCCAACAUGGGCACUAAUCUGCACUCGAGGUACAGUUCAACAAAAAUUGUAGAACACAUAGCAAAAGAGAUGCAGGAGAAGAUAGUCCAGAGUAUUGUGACGUGUUCAAGCAAGUUGUCUGUUCUCAUUGACGAAGCUACAUCUCUCAGCCACAAAUCUGCAAUGAUUGUUAACUUGAAAGCCUCAGUGGAUGGAGGUACUCCUGAAUUUUUGUUCCUGGAGCUGGUUGAGCUGGAGAGCCAAAGAGCAGUGGAUAUAGAAGAAGCUCUGCUGAACUGUUUGGACACUGCAGGCUUCACUGAAGAGUGGCUUCAAAAGAACUGGGUCUCAUUUGUUUCUGAUGGAGCCAGUGUCAUGUUAGGCAAGAACUCUGGUGUGGCAACCAGGCUCACCGCAAGGUACCCUAACCUCUUCACAUGGCAUUGCAUGAACCACCGUUUGGAACUGGCUGUAUCUGAUGCUGUGGAUGAGGUUCAGGCAGUCAAUCACUUCAAAGUGUUUCUAGAGAAGAUCCACAAUCUCUACAGUCAGUCCAACAAAAAUUCACGGGAGCUUCUAGGAGCAGCAAAAGAACUGGGCUCGCAAGUGCUGAAAAUAGGCAGAGUUUUAAAUACGAGAUGGGUGGCCAGCAGUUUCCGUUCUGUAAAGGCUGUGUGGACAUCAUAUGAGGCACUAAACAGACAUUUUGAAAAUGCUGCAGGAGACCCAACAAGAAGCAGCAAAGAGAGACAAACUUACAGAGGCCUGGCAUGUCGAAUGCAAAGCAAAGAAUUCCUUUGUGACCUGGGACUCAUGUAUGAUGCACUAAGUGAACUUGGAAACCUGUCUCAGCAACUCCAGGCCCAUUCUCUCACACUCCUGAGAGCAGACCAGCUUCUAAAGCGAACCAUAAGAGUGCUGGCAUCGUUCAAAGAUAGUCCAGGAGAGAAACUAGAGGAGGCACUGACUGCGCAAACGUUAGGACAUUUAGGCUCUGUUCCCUUAGAGUCAAAUGGAAAGCUCAGACCAAUAGAUGCUAAACAAUUCCUACAAAGUCUGAUUAACAAUCUGGAGAAGCGCCUGUCAUUUGAUGGUGAAAUGCUUCACGAUCUCAGUGUUCUGGAUACAGGCAACUGGCCAUCAAGCCCUGGCAUUCGGCAUGGUGAGGCACAAGUGAAAAGACUCUGCAGGCGAUUCAAUCUUGGUGAGGAGCAAGCAGUUAAUGGUAUGAGAGAUUUCCUUGAGCACCCAGACAGUGAGCCUGAAAACCUAAAGCCACUCAUGCAGUGCAUGCAAACCAUCCCCUGCAGCACUGCUGAGUGUGAAAGGGGCUUCAGUCUCAUGAACAAUAUAUGCACAGACAAGAGAUCUACACUGUUGUUGUCAAAUGUAAGUCAUUUGAUGAUGAUCAGCAUCAAUGGGCCCCCUUUAACACUUUUUGAGCCAAGGAAGUAUGUAAAAACAUGGCUGAGAACCCAUCGCUCUGCCACUCAAACAAGGAGGCCAUGCACACCUCAGAUGCCUGAGAAUAAAAAUGUCUGGAAAGUCCUGUAG